CUUGGGGGUGUUCCUGUGGUUGGUUUUGAUUUAUCUACCCCCAAGUACCUACUGUUUGGAGACUUUCUUACUUUCUUCUCUUUCUUCACGAUUUGCGCUGCUCUUGCCAUUCAUUAAAAUUUGCCCUAAGGUGGCUGGAACCACUAAAAGAAGUCAUUCCUUUGAAAACACCACACUCAUUCGACCGAUAAAAUGCGCGUUAAUACUGUGAGCAAAGCGCCCCUGGGUCUCCUGGCCCUAUAUGCUACGUCGGCAUCUGCAUUCUGGCGUAUGAUGUGUCCUAGUCGCCUGGUCCAGCAACGUGCCGACCCUAUCAUGAGCCCCGGCGAGGUGGCUGGACAUGUGCACACCAUCUCGGGAGGAAAUGGCUUCAAAUUCGACAUGAACUACGACGACGCCCGCAGCUCGGACUGCUCGUCGUGCCCCAUCAAACAGGAUCUGUCUAACUACUGGACCCCCAAACUCUACUACCAUGCCGAGAACGGUAGCUUUAUCAGUGUUCCCCAGAUUGGCGACCAGUGGGAGAACACCGGAGGAAUGAACGUUUACUACUUCCAACGCGGCGGUCCUAACCAGGAAGAAAUCAAGGCCUUCCCCAAGGACUUCCGCAUGGUCGCCGGAGACCCGUUCAAGCGCAGCUUCGACGAUGACGCCGCCUCUCAGGCCGUGAGCUUCGUCUGUCUCGACUACAACGCCGAGCCAAAGCCCGAGACCAACGAGUUCCCCAACGAAAACUGCCCCGACGGUCUGCGGGUGCAAGUCUUCUUCCCCAGCUGCUGGGAUGGCGAGAACCUCGACUCGGAUGACCACAAGUCCCACGUCGCCUACCCCGAGGGUUCCUUCAACGACGGCACUUGCCCCGAGAGUCAUCCCGUCCAUCUCGUCUCUAUCUUCUACGAGGUUCUCUGGAACACCGGCGUCUUUGCGGACCAGUGGUACGGUGACUCUCAGCCCUUCGUCCUGGCGAACGGUGACCCCACUGGAUACGGAUUCCAUGGUGAUUUCGUAAGCCCCCCAACCCUUGCCUCCGAUCAUAAUACCGAAAGCUAACACGUAAAAGAUCAACGGCUGGGACGUUGACGUCCUCCAAACCGCCAUCGACAAGUGCCUGAACCUCAGCGGCAACCUGGAAGACUGCGUCGACGAGAACGGCACGCCCGUCUUCGAAUUCUUCUCCGACGAGGAAUGCCAGGCCUGCUCUGUCCCUAACCUCGUCGACGAGGACAUCGACGGAAUCUUCGAGAACCUGCCCGGUUGCAACCCGUUGACUGGUGGACCUGACCGUGCUGAGCCCCAGGAGUGUGAGAUGCCUGCUCUUCUCGAGGCGCCGGCUGAGAAACGCAAGCGCCAGCAGCAUGAGCAUCUUGCUCGCCACCGUCACGGUGCUCACCACAAGGCGUAGAUAAGUUCGUGAAGCGUCUUGAGGUUGGGCGAUUGCGGCUAGGUGGGUUUUGUGACGUUAUAUAUAUUUUUCUAUGAUUGGAGGACAAUUUAUGUGUAUGUGUGUAAUAUAAAGGUUUUUAUUUAUUGCUUCGUCGUAGAGCUUGUAUAUCGGUGGGUGGAAAAACGUGCGUCUUGGUUACGAGACAUCGUUUUCCAUUAAUUAGAACUCUGUAUUUUUCUUGUAAUAGGCGAGAUUUGUGUUGAGCAGGUAUAAUAAAAGCUUUCAAGAACGGAAACUGUGAAGUAUUUCUACCAGUUCAUUG
Aspergillus melleus is the source of this 1706-nucleotide messenger RNA. RefSeq names its product DUF1996 domain-containing protein. NCBI's taxonomy places the organism in Eukaryota, Fungi, Ascomycota, Eurotiomycetes, Eurotiales, Aspergillaceae. The transcript has 2 exons. The record is from RefSeq and is a predicted model, not a curated record. The coding region runs from base 193 to 1050 and encodes 285 amino acids.